Austrofundulus limnaeus is the source of this 1546-nucleotide messenger RNA. RefSeq names its product proteasome 20S subunit alpha 6, like (gene psma6l). Gene Ontology annotation, cellular component: proteasome core complex, alpha-subunit complex; proteasome core complex. Gene Ontology annotation, biological process: ubiquitin-dependent protein catabolic process. The record is from RefSeq and is a predicted model, not a curated record. Lineage: Eukaryota; Metazoa; Chordata; Actinopteri; Cyprinodontiformes; Rivulidae. The coding region runs from base 241 to 981 and encodes 246 amino acids. The transcript is spliced from 7 exons.
AGUCGGUGCCAGCCAACCCUCUGCUUCACUUCCUUGUUGUCGCGCGGCUCCAAAGUAAAAAAGAAAGAGAAAGUAAAAGAAGCCGCCAGCAGUCUUUCCAUUAUUAACCUGCCAGUCUUCCAGCAGCAGCAGCUCAGACAUGCUGUUUACCGUCUGACUCUGAAAAACUUCACAUUUAUCGAUAAAACUGUAACAAUCAGAGGACAGGUCGAGCUGAGGUCAGCUGAGGUCAGGAGGAAAAUGUCCCGCGGCUCCAACGCAGGUUUCGACCGACACAUCACCAUCUUUUCACCGGAGGGCCGCCUCUACCAAGUCGAAUAUGCCUUUAAAGCCAUCGGUCAGAGUGGGCUGACAUCUGUCGGGAUCCGGGGGACAGACACUGUGGUGGUUGUUACGCAAAAGAAAGUACCGGACAAGCUGCUGGACUCCUCCACUGUGACCAACAUGUUCAAGCUAACCCCUCGCAUCGGCUGUGUGAUGACCGGGCACAACGCGGACAGCCGGUCACAGGUCCACAGAGCCCGAGUGGAAGCUGCAGAGUGGAAAUAUAAGUUUGGUUAUGACAUCACGGCGGACGCUUUGUGCCGCAGGCUGGCUGAUAUCUCUCAGGUGUACACGCAGAACGCAGAGAUGAGACCUCUAGGCUGCUGUAUGAUCAUGGUGGCUAUUGACCCGCAGCACGGUCCUGUUCUCUACAAAUGUGACCCGGCAGGCUACUACUGCGGCUUCAGAGCCACAGCGGUGGGAGCCAAGCAGACGGAGGCCAACAGCUUCUUAGAGAAGAAACUGAAGAGGAAUCCUGACCUGAGCCACGACAGAACGGUGCAGCUGGCCAUAUCCUGUCUGUCCUCCGUCCUGUCGAUGGACUUCAAGGCCAGUGAGCUGGAGAUUGGCAUUGUCACCAAAGACAAACCUAAAUUCAGGACCCUGUCAGAGUCUGAGAUUGAAGCCCACCUGGUUGCCAUAGCAGAGCGGGAGUAGAGACACUCUCCCAGUUUUCAGUCCACUGUUCUUAACAGCAUUUCGUCCUAAAUGUCUUUUUUAGCUCAGAGUUUUUACACUGUCUCAGUCAGAAGACCACCUCUGUGUCCACAAAGAUUGAUCAUGUUCUUAUGAUUAAGAAACACCGUUUUAAAGAUUUGAUUGUUUGAUUUGUUGAGAUCCAACAUCUGCUGUGAGCUUUUAAAAAAGAUCAAAUAUACAAUAACAGGAUGAUGUUUGAACAGAAUAUUUUGUCACUGAGCUUAUUUAAAACAGUGUCUUUGUACCUUUUUUCUUAAAUUAGGGUCAAACUAAUUCAUUACCACUCAUUAAAGAAUAACCGGUCACAAUAAAAUAAGCAGGAUUGAAGGAAAAGUGUUUCCUGUUUCCUUUCUUCUCUGUGACCAGCAGAUGGCAGCAGUGAGUUUAUGUUGUCGCCUGAAUUCAUCUUGUUGUUGGAUUUAUUCAGUUCAUAUUUUAUCAAACCAGCUCCUCUGUUCAAUAAGUCCUGCUGAUAUUUUAAAGAAAAAAACAUGACAGAGGUACAGAAUCAGUCGUUUCUUCA